Messenger RNA from Cydia amplana, 726 nucleotides. Its product is annotated as atrial natriuretic peptide receptor 2-like. Lineage: Eukaryota; Metazoa; Arthropoda; Insecta; Lepidoptera; Tortricidae. The transcript is spliced from 5 exons. The coding region runs from base 1 to 726 and encodes 241 amino acids. Gene Ontology annotation, biological process: receptor guanylyl cyclase signaling pathway; cGMP biosynthetic process; intracellular signal transduction. The record is from RefSeq and is a predicted model, not a curated record. Gene Ontology annotation, molecular function: guanylate cyclase activity; adenylate cyclase activity; peptide receptor activity. Gene Ontology annotation, cellular component: plasma membrane.
AUGACAUCAAUAGACGUUUUUUGCGGUUUUAACGUACAGAGCGAACCUCAAUAUAAAAGGGUUAUCUGCGUCAGCCUGGCCGAUGACAUCGAGGUUGCUGGCAAUGGCGUAACACAGGGUUUCUCCUCUUCCAUCGCAACCACAACCCAGAGGCUAAUGGCCGAGAAGCAGAAAAGCGACCUGCUUCUCUCGAAGAUGCUCCCCAUGCCAGUUCUACAGCGGCUGCGGGCGCAGAAGACCGUCCCGGCAGAGGCGUUUGAUGCCGUCACCAUAUUCUUCAGCGAUAUUGUGGGGUUCACGUCCAUAUCUGCCAAUAGUACGCCCAUGGAGAUUAUCAAUAUGCUCAACAUGCUGUACAGGUUAUUUGAUGAGAAAAUAACGCAGUACAAUGUUUACAAAGUGGAAACUAUAGGCGACGCUUACAUGGCUGUAUCUGGCUUGCCUCAAAGAAACGGAAACAAACACGCAUCAGAAAUAGCGGACAUGUCCCUCUCACUGAUGCGGAGCCUGGACGGGGCCACAGUCCCCCAUAACCCCGCCGAAGCCCUAAGGAUCCGCGCCGGCGUUAACACGGGGCCCUGUGUGGCGGGGGUGGUCGGGACUUGCAUGCCGCGCUACUGCCUUUUUGGUGAUACUAUCAAUACGGCGAGUCGUAUGGAAAGUACGGGGGAAGCUUAUAUUUUGCGCAUUAGUGGUGGUAAAGAAGCAUGCACAAUAUCCACAUGA